UAUACGUAAAAUACAGAAAAAAAAGGAAAAAAAAGUUGAAAUGGGGAAAUGCCCUGCUUUGAUGAUAUACCUCUCUUCUUUUAUUCUUUUUGUCCUUCAAACACUCCAUGGUGUUAACUCCGUAGAGUGUUUCGGAAGCUCAUACAACCGUAACAGCAGCUACCCUAAGAACCGCGAGAAACUCUUCUCUGAUCUUGCUGAUAAAGUCGUUGCUAACCGCGGAUUCUACAACGCUUCAUUCGGCCAAUACCCCGACAGAGUUUAUGCUCUUGCCAUGUGCGCAAGAGGCUACGACGAAGAAGCUUGUUUCAGUUGCGUCCAAUCAUUGGCUCUGGAUAAACAAAAUAAAUGCCAAAGCCGCAAGGACUCCUUCAUAUGGGGAGGCAAUGACGACGUUUCUUGUCUUGUUCGUUCCUCAAACAACUCAACUUUUAGGAGCCUCCAGCUUGGACCUUCUGUUAUAUGGCCAAAUCAAGAUCUUAUCGAGUCAUCUAAAAACAUGACCCUUUUCCAACAACAGUGGGAAGAAAUGGUUAAUCGGACCCUCGAGGCUACCACUAAAGCUGUAACUUCCUCGGUACUCAAGUACUACAGUGCCGAAAAAGCCGGGUUCACCGAGUUUCCAGAUGUUUACAUGCUGAUGCAAUGCACACCCGACAUAACUUCUCAAGACUGCAGAAAAUGUUUGGGAGAUUGCGUGAUGAAUUAUAGAAAAGAUUAUCUGGAAAGAAAAGGGGGAAUGGCUAGUCUUCCUAGCUGUUAUUUCAGGUGGGAUCUAUAUACUUACCACAGUGCUUUUGAUAAUGUAACAAGAAUUCCUGCGCCUCCUCGGCCUCCAACGCAUGCAAAGGAGAGCUGCAUAACAAAUAAAAAAGGAAGAAGUACAAUUGCAAUAUUUGUGGUUCUUACUUUCAUUAAUCUUUUGGUGUUUAUUGGCUUCAUUAAAGUCUUUGCAAGGAGGGGAAAAUAUAAAAGUGUUGGUGGUGCAGAGUACUCUGAUUCUGAUGGUCAAUUCAUGUUACGGUUUGAUCUUGGUAUGAUCUUAAUGGCAACCAAUGACUUCUCUUCUGAAAAUACUAUUGGAAAAGGUGGAUUUGGUACUGUCUAUAAGGGGACAUUCCCAAACGGGCAAGAGGUAGCCGUGAAGAGAUUAACAAAAGGUUCAGGACAAGGAGAUAUGGAGUUUAAGAAUGAGGUCUCACUCUUGACAAGACUCCAACAUAAGAAUCUGGUUAAGCUUCUUGGGUUCUGUAACGAAGGAGAUGAAGUGAUUCUUGUCUACGAGUUUGUCCCCAACUCAAGUCUUGAUAACUUUAUCUUCGAUGAAGAGAAGCGUUCACUUCUUACAUGGGAGAUGAGGUUCAGAAUUAUAGAAGGCAUUGCUCGAGGUCUUCUUUAUCUACAUGAGGAUUCUCAGCUAAAGAUUAUUCACAGAGACUUGAAGGCGAGCAACAUACUUUUAGAUGCUGAGAUGAAUCCUAAAGUUGCAGAUUUUGGAACAGCGAGGUUGUUUGACACUGACGUGACUAGAGCUGAAACAAAACGAAUAGCUGGAACCCGUGGAUAUAUGGCUCCUGAGUACCUGAAUCACGGAGAAAUCUCAGCUAAAUCUGACGUUUAUAGCUUUGGUGUCAUGCUUCUAGAGAUGAUAAGUGGUGAAAGAAAUAAGACCUAUAAAGGAGAAGGACUUGCAGCUUUUGCAUGGAAGAGAUGGGUUGACGGCAAGGCUGAGGUUAUAAUUGAUCCUUUCUUGAUAGAGAAUCCAAGAAACGAGAUCAUCAAGUUGAUCCAGAUUGGUUUGUUGUGCGUUCAAGAGAAUGCAGCAAAGAGACCAACCAUGAGCUCGGUGAUCACUUGGCUUGGCAGUGAUACUAUCAUCAUUCCGUUACCUAAUGCUCCUGCUUUCACUGGAAGUCAGUCCCAAUCGGAAAGUGGUACAACGUCAAUGAGUGGUGAUGUCUUCACAGAGUUGAGUUGUCGUUGAGUUAAAAAUCAUUUGAUCAUCAAAAUACUGUUUUCGAAAGCAAACUUCACAAAAAAACUUUCUUUAAGGAACCUUUCAUUGUAUCUUGUGGUGUUUAAAUAUUUUUGUCCUUUUGGCAAAUAGUAAAUGAAUGUAUGGAU
Molecule: messenger RNA, 2124 nt
Organism: Camelina sativa (false flax)
Lineage: Eukaryota; Viridiplantae; Streptophyta; Magnoliopsida; Brassicales; Brassicaceae
Product: cysteine-rich receptor-like protein kinase 40
Biological process (GO): protein phosphorylation
Cellular component (GO): plasma membrane
Molecular function (GO): ATP binding; protein serine/threonine kinase activity
Source: RefSeq, a predicted model, not a curated record